AUGGACGAGGUGCUGGGGAGCAAGGGCCACCCUCGCGAGCCUCUGCGCUCCCGGCGAGGUUCCCGGAAACUCCUCGAUUUCCCUGUCGCCGCCGCGUUUGCAAGAAACCGAAACCCAGGCCCCGCCCCCCGCGCCAGCCGGGAGCUGGCAACUGGGGCCUGCGCCCGGGGCUGGGUCAGAACUGGGCGACCGGAGCGGCCCCUCCCGGACCGACGGAGCCGAGGCGGAGAUCACACAGCCUGUAGCUGCGAAGCUGGCUGCAAACCUGUGGCCCGCAGCGGGAGGCUGGGCGAAGAAGGAGGAAGUGCCCGGGCCGGCUGCCGGCAGGAGGCGGGGCCCAGCUUGGGCUGGGGGAAUCCCGCUAAGUGUUUAGAUUCUCCGCGGCGCCGCGGUUCAGGCAGAGCGCGCCACUCCUUCGUCGAGACAGGACGCGCACGCAAUUCGGGCGAGCAGAGGCCAGCGAGAGCCGUGCCAAGUCAAGGCCAGCCGUGCCCAGCGGCUCCGCGACCUGGGCAUCCUCUGCCUUCUCCCCGUUCCCACUGGAAUCGCGCUCCUAGCGCUCGCAAAAGCAGCCCUCGCCGGGACCCUCGGUUGCUGCCGUCGGAUAGUGUUUGCUGUCGAGGUGAGCCCGCCUUCGCCGCAGGGGGCAACGGUGGCACCGGACGAAGGCGCGCUCGGGGCACCAGGAAGUUGGGGACGAAAACCCUUGCCGGGAGAGUGACGGGCCCCCGCGCGGGCUCGGGAGGGCGUUGGAGGAGCCGCAAGCAGCUGUGCGGGGAGGGCGGGCAGCGGCGUGGACCGCCCACCCCGCCGAGGUUGUCCGUGCCUGGCCUCUGUCGCAGACCUGUGUGCGCGAAGCCGCUGGCGGCCUCUGGGUGGCCCUGUGUGUUCGUUGCGCGCAUCCGAGGGCUGUGCUGGGGGUUCGAGUGUAUAUUAGCGUGUGGACGCCCUUUGCUCCCGCGCCGGCUUUUCGGCGGUUCCAGCUCAGGCUCAGGCCCCAGGUUUCAGGCUGUGUCUGCAGGUGGCGGGGGCUGGGGCUGGCUGCGCUGGGUGGUUGGAGGACCUCCCGGAGCCGCGGGAAGAGGCGCCACAGGUGUUCUUUGGGCCACUUCACCCAAGGAGGGCAACCAGGUCGAAAGGGUUAGCGUGCGGGCCUUGGCACUGUGGCUGUCAGGGAGGCAUAGGAUAGAUUGGGGGGUGGUGGUGACCAGGAUGCAGGGUGACUGUCCAUUAGGGAAGGUGCACGGCUAG
This is a messenger RNA of Rangifer tarandus platyrhynchus (Svalbard reindeer), 1251 nucleotides long. NCBI's taxonomy places the organism in Eukaryota, Metazoa, Chordata, Mammalia, Artiodactyla, Cervidae. The record is from the annotation of a GenBank genome assembly.